Linum trigynum is the source of this 3500-nucleotide messenger RNA. The record is from the annotation of a GenBank genome assembly. Lineage: Eukaryota; Viridiplantae; Streptophyta; Magnoliopsida; Malpighiales; Linaceae.
UCGAUGAUUUUCACAGAAGCAAAUUAAUAUGAUUUGUAGGAGUAGCUUAGAAGUAGUAGCCUCGUAAUUCAGGGUUGGUUUUCGCUAUUACGGAGAUUCCGAUCUAGUACUGCAUCAUUUUUUUUAUACCAUUCUUCUGUUCCAGAGAUACGAUUCCAGGAACACCCAAGACGAACACCCUAACAAAUUUCAACCCGCAUCAAGGUAUACUCACGAGUCACGACCAUCUCCUGAGUUUAUGGUAUUGGAGGUUUCUCAUGAUUCGAAUUGAUUUCCUGCUUUGUUAUGCAGUUUCCUGCCUUUAUUCGUAGUAGCAACCUGCAAGAUGAAGCGAUGCAAGUCCAGUGCUGACAGAAUCACCGACCUUCCUGCCCACGUGUUAAAUCACAUCCUCGUGUUCUUACCCAUUAAAGAUGCCGGCAAAACUAGUGUCUUGUCAAGGAAAUGGAGGCGUCGAUGGAGAAGCAUUCCUCAACUUGUUUUUGAUAAAGAGUUUGCCAACAUUCUUGACGAACCUACAUCUGAUAGGAAGGUGAUGAAUAAGCAAGUGAUGCUGAACAUACUCCAGUGCCUGCUUCUUCAUGAUGGGCAUAUAGCCAAGUUUGAGAUUUCAAUACUUGGAUUAGACCCCUGCCAGGAGAGUGGCCUCAUCAUUCUUCACCUUUUUAACAAAGGUGUCCAAGACUUUACCCUAGAGUUUGAUGAGUCAGAGGCUGAGGAAGAGCGCUAUCAGAUGCAUUCUUCCUUGUUUUCUGCACUUCACCUGAAAUCUCUGCAGCUUCAGUCUGUAAAAUUUGCCCCACCAACUUGGUUUGUUGGCUUUAGUAAGCUUACCCAUCUUGAACUGGCAGAGGUUAUUUUGCCUGAUGAUUUCUUCGAGAAUUUCCUGCCUAAGUGCCCGAUGCUGGAACGUUUGAAGCUUGCAUUUUGUAAUGGCCUUGCUGGUGAUCUUGGGAUCGUGGCUCCAUUUCUCAAAUCCUUCAGCUACAUGGGUUUUUUGGAUAUCUACUUCAAGUCUACUCCACUUCUGUCAGAUCUCUCACUUCAUUAUGGCCGCAUACCUGAUAUGGCAUCGGCAUCCUCGCUUGCUUCUCUCUCAAGACUCCAGCGGUUCCAUGUUAACUGUCAAAGCCUGCAAAAACUUGCUGGAAUUGGUACGAACGCGCCCACCAGAUUUCGAACUCUUCUUCACCGGUUAAAUUUCCUCUGCAUCGACGAUGUUAUCUUUGACGGUUCCAAAAGGGAGCGUGCUUUUGUUUGUAUGAUCAUGAGCUCUCCCAACCUGCGCAGCCUCACAGUCGGAGUUGGGGACUGGCAGAGCCAAUUCGGUGUUGAACCUAUAAAUAACAAAGUUAGCAGCUUAUGGAGGUUGUUGGAAGCAGAGGUCUGUCCUGGACCUUCUGAUUGUCUUCAGCAUCUAAGAGAGUUCAGAAUUGAGCAUAGCCAUGGUACACAUGCUGAGUUGGACCUCAUGAGGUUCGUACUAGCCACUGCCCCGCUACUUCGAUCGAUUUAUGUCAGGCCUAGAUGUGGAUUGCGGACGGAGAAGAAUACGAAAUUCAUGAAAGAAGUGCUGCGAUGUAAGCGUGUUUCUAAAGAAGCAGAGAUUACUUAUGACUGGGAUUAUGCGAUGGACUGAGAUCUUUCUGAGCUUUUACUAUUGUUAGUGUAGUUCAGACAAUGACUACGUACACUAUGGCUUAGGAAUGGCAAUGGGCAGGGGCGGGUAUCUCGAUACUCAUACCCGUUCCGUGGCAGUUCGGAUUCAGGUCGGGUAAUUUAUUAUGGGGCGUGGGUCGGGGCAGGUCGACCCAAUGGGUAUCUAAUUUCUGUGAAAAAUAUUAGAAAUAUUCGUUAUUUUCAUUAAAAGGCCAAGAAAGAAACCAUAAUAUAAUGAAAUGUAGUUAAAUUAUUGGAGAAAUUAAGGUUUCUCUUAUUUACAAGUUUAUUAUAGCUAAAAUAUGAGGUGAUAAGAGGAAAGUCCUAAAUAAUUUUACUAAGAUUACAUGUAAUUUAGGCAAGAACGGGUCAAGAAUGGGGCGGGUCGGGGCAGGUCAGGUCGAUGAGAGGUACCCAUGCCCGCCCCAAAACAUGUCAAACAUGCCGGGUAAAACGGGUCUAGUCGAAAUUGACAUCCCUACUAUGGCUAUGGAACGGGAGUAAAAUGUACCGUGUGGUCAAAGUUGAGAUUAUAUUGUAACAUCAUUUUUUUGGGAUUUUUUUCCUAGUUCUUAAAAAAAAAUUCUCAAUAUACCAUAGUCCUUGUAAUAUUUUUCAAUCUACACAUGUUUUCUCAAAAUCGUUUUUAACAAUCACAUUCAUCUGUGCAGAUUAUUGUCAGUGGUUAGCACGUGUCAACAACUUGCUCAUCUUAAUCCAAGUUUAACCUAAGAUGACAUUGUCGUAUAGUCGCAAUCAAGAUCGUAUUCUACUCAGGUCCUGGUAUCCUAGCCUACUUCCCACCGCGUUGUUAUUUAGUCGAUCGGUUUGAAGGUUUGUGUGGAGGAUUUGAGCGAAUUACCUAGUCUAUAGAUUGAUAAAGCUAAAAGCAGGUACUUCGGGGAACUAUCCCUCACCCUAGCCUAGGGCUACUAUGUAGUAUGUAAUGUCUAGAUACUUAGGGUUUAUCGAAUGUGGUGAGUGAGCUCUUUUCCUGGGCUUUCGUGGUUAUCCACACGCCUCCGAGUACGCCUCCCCUAGACCCAUAUAUAGUCACCUCGAUCUAGGGUACCGUAUCUGGGGAAUUAAUCUCGUAGCUCCUUUCAAUGGGUACUACCCAUCGUCCACACCGAGGCUUUAUCCCUGGUACUAUUUUCAUGAUUUAUUUACAAUUCAAAUAAUGUAUUUUUCUGGUAUAUACUAAUGGAUGCCAGCGGAUUUUUGUGAUCCUAGAAUGUAUAUCCAACUCGGCUUGAGGGAUGUGAAGUAUUUAAGCAAGCAAGCAACUCAUCAAUCCCAUACAUUUGGAACAACAACCCGAUAGGCAUGCCCGACCGUCAAAAUCAUGUUUUUAUCAUUAUUUUAAAACGUUGCUAUAUUUUUAUAUCAUUCAAAAACUUACUUCGUACAUUUUUCCCCCCGUAGGAAUCACUUAUUCCCACCAUCCAUAGAAGACCUCACGCUUGCCCCAAUGACAUGCGGGACCCUUGCCCUAUAUAGAAAGGACGAGAUUGGAUAGAGUGAGUAUUCGUAGGGAUGGACAUUGAUAAUGAGUUAGUGACAACUACGUCAGAGAGGUGAGGGCCCGAGACACAUACCUUCCACUUUUAUGAGGGGGAGAGAACUAUCACACUAUGAGAUGUUGUCAUCCCUACCGAGUUGCCGAUCACCAGAAAGGUCAUCAUCGAGAACUCGAGUAGUCCCGAAGGACGUUGGCCACUUGUUCGGGAUAAUUUGGGCUUCAACAUGCCAACGGAGGUAGUGGGGCCAGGUCAUCCGUCAUUGAAAGUGGGACAAAUAUCAAUCUCGUGGCUUGUUAAUCAUAAAAUGGCAGAAGUUGA